AAAAUGUUCUUGUUCACAGAUCACACCAUCCAGUCUGUUUUCUGCUGCUGCUGCACAGUGCAAGAAAGAGAAAUGAGAACAAAAGUGAACCUGGACCCUGAUGCUGUGCUGGUGACCCAGUACUCUGCCUCACAACCAGAUGUUUCCUAUGAAUCUAUUUGGAAGUGCAAGCAGCGCAAGAGACAAUUGCAAUUUAAGAACAAGCCAUUACCUCCUCUGCCUGCUGAGGCCUUCGAAGACUACACCAAGAAGCCCAGAGUUACUGCACUCUAUGACUUCUUUGCUAGAGGCCCUUUAGAUUUACCUCUCAAGAGGUCAGAAGAAUACAUCAUCCUUGAACAGUAUGAUCCCCUCUGGUGGAAGGCAAGAGACCGACAUGGGAAUGAAGGUCUAAUUCCCAGCAGCUAUGUUACUGAAAACAAGAAAAGCAAUUUAGAAAAAUAUAAGUGGUACUGCAGAAACAUAAACAGAAGCCAGGCAGAACUUCUUUUGCACCAGAAGCCCAAAGAAGGUGCGUUUCUUGUCAGAGAUUCAAGCCGACAGGGUCUUCUUACGCUGUCCAUGUAUUCACGGGCUAAAGGAAGUCAUAAUGGAGACAUUCUACAUUAUCAAAUUAAACAAAACCACUUGGGACAAUAUUAUGUAGCAGAAAACUAUCUCUUUUCAUCUGUUCCUGAACUCAUCGAGUAUCAUCAACACAAUGCUGCAGGUCUUAUCACACGUCUCCGACAUCCAGUGGGAUCAGAUGGAUGUAUUUCACCAGAAACUGCAAGACUGAGUUAUGAGGAGUGGAGAUUAAACCCAUCUGAACUGUUGUUCCUGAAAGAACUUGGGCGCGGGCAAUUUGGAGUUGUUUAUCUUGGUAAAUGGAAAGAGACUAUCAAGGUUGCAAUCAAAACAAUCAAUGAAGGUGCAAUGUCUGAAGAUGAUUUCAUGGAGGAGGCCAAAAUGAUGAUGAAACUCUCCCACCCAAAGCUGGUCCAGCUUUACGGGGUGUGCACACAUCACAAACCUCUCUACGUUGUGACUGAAUUUAUGGAAAACGGUUGCCUGCUCAAUUACCUCCGGCAAAGGCGGGGGAAACUCGGCCGAGACGUUCUCCUGAGGAUGUGCCAGGAUGUUUGUGAAGGGAUGGAAUAUCUGGAAAGAAAUAGCUUCAUUCACCGUGAUUUAGCUGCAAGAAAUUGUUUAGUCAAUGCGGAGCAUGUUGUUAAAGUGUCUGACUUCGGCAUGGCAAGGUAUGUCAUUGAUGAUGAAUAUAUCAGCUCUUCAGGUGCCAAGUUUCCAGUCAAAUGGUCAUCGCCUGAAGUCUUUCAUUUCAAAAAAUAUAGCAGCAAAUCAGAUGUCUGGUCAUUUGGUGUACUGAUGUGGGAAGUUUUCACAGAAGGCAAAAUGCCUUUUGAAACCAAGUCAAAUUGUGAAGUUGUCCAUGAGAUUUCUCAGGGUAACCGACUUUAUCGACCGCGUUUGGCAUCACAUCCUGUGUACAAAGUCAUGUACAGCUGCUGGCACGAGAAACCUGAAGGACGUCCUACUUUUGCAGAGUUAACAGUGACCCUCACAGAUCUAACAGAGAUGACAUAAUCACAGAUUUUAUACCAACAUAUUUACUGAAAGGUUAGCAUUAAGCAUGCCACUAAUGCAGCUGGUACAGAAAACUCAACCUUUCACAGAGGUCUCUACCUAAAUCACAGCACCAGCAUCCUACAUAUUGAAGCAGCUGCUUGGUCUUGGCCCAGUUUUUACUUAUUGGAGAAAGAUACUCCAGGAGACUGAUUUGGGACUCUCAAGGCUUUGCUUUCAUGGAUAGGGAGAAAAAUCUCCUGUCUGAAAAGCAGCAACCACGACUACUCACCUUGUAGAUCAUUUUAUUCAUUCUUUUGUUCAGAGCUACACUAAUUCUUGCAUCAAUAUUAUUACAUUAUUUGUACUUACUGUGACUCGUGCACUGGGGAAUACUGGUUUGCAGCAGCAAAAAUGAUGGAAGAACCUCUGAUAAAGCUCUGGCUAGGUCACUUUUAAAGGCAAGUCCUUGUGCACUGCAAAGUAUCCAGCCCUGGAGGAUGAGAGCAGUGUUUCCAAGGGACAGCAAGCUAAGUGACUGGCUGCUGGAGCAGUGGAUCCACUGCUUGGACAAAGGAAGCAAAGGGAGCAAAGGCAGCAGUCCUCAGCAGCUCCCAAAUCACAUCUGAGUGACUGGAAAGACUGAGCACCUCUGGAGCCAUUUUAAACCUGCAUUGCAGGUCAAGGUGUCUUCAAUUCCAAUUCUGAAUAACAGAAGGGGAUCAAGGAUUGUUUUAUUCCAACCUCCCCCACAAUUUUCCAAUAUUGUCUCCCGUUCCCCUGCUCUUGCCUACUCAAAUGCCCACAAGUGUAUUUGUCCUCCCCUUGCAAAUACCCAGAAUGGUUAAUGGGCAAGUUAAAACUGGAACCUGACUGGAUCCUAUGAUACCUUACAUGGACAUGCCUGUACCCCUACUUCAUAUGUUAUUAUUCACUUUUAAUUUUAAAUCUUAACUAUAGUCAAUACAAAUAUGUUGUAGAGAAGGAAAAUCUGAUGGAAUUCAUAGUUAUUUAAA
This is a messenger RNA of Ficedula albicollis (Collared flycatcher), 2579 nucleotides long. RefSeq names its product TXK tyrosine kinase (gene TXK). The transcript is spliced from 14 exons. Gene Ontology annotation, biological process: T cell receptor signaling pathway; adaptive immune response; tissue regeneration. Bases 4 to 1584 code for a protein of 526 amino acids. Lineage: Eukaryota; Metazoa; Chordata; Aves; Passeriformes; Muscicapidae. Gene Ontology annotation, molecular function: non-membrane spanning protein tyrosine kinase activity; ATP binding; protein binding. The record is from RefSeq and is a predicted model, not a curated record.